Molecule: messenger RNA, 1692 nt
Organism: Aspergillus thermomutatus
Lineage: Eukaryota; Fungi; Ascomycota; Eurotiomycetes; Eurotiales; Aspergillaceae
Exons: 3
Coding region: 1-1692 (563 amino acids)
Molecular function (GO): oxidoreductase activity, acting on paired donors, with incorporation or reduction of molecular oxygen; heme binding; monooxygenase activity
Source: RefSeq, a predicted model, not a curated record
AUGCAUUCCACCACAACGUUGUUGAUCACCUCCCUGGUCGCGCUGUUCUUGUAUAAGACAAUUCGCCUCUUCUACUAUCUGAGGCUCGCGCGGGCGACAACCCUGCCAUAUGCGAUUACGCCAUUUCUUGAAACGGAGGCGGUGUCGCUCCUCAUGAACCCUGUCCUUCGCUAUAUCUACCGGUCGCAUUUGGACAGGAGUGAAGGCUGGCCGCGAUGGUGUCGUUUCUUCAUCAAAGACUGGUCGUGGGAGGACAAACGACGGGCCCACGACGAGUAUGGCGAUGUGUUCCUCUGCGUUUCGCCAGAGGGAAUCAUCUGUUACUCAGCCGAUGCCACUUUGGGUUGGGAUGUGAUGAACCGACGCAAUGACUUCACCAAGCCUCGAGAUAAGUACAAAAUUCUCGAGCCCUAUGGUCCGAAUGUUGCAACCGCCGAGGGGAAAACCUACCAAUUUUAUGUCCGGAUUACGGCGCCCCCAUUCAGUGACCUCUCCGGCGUAAACAGUCUGGUGUGGAAAGAGACUAUGUACCAGACAAAUCUCUUGACCGAAGCUUGGUCACAAUCUCCCCCGCAGGAGAUCCAGUUGGAUGUGAACCCUAACGCUGGCGCGCUCAAUGAUACGGUGCGCUAUAUGGUACCGAUCCUGCUCAUUCCACGGUGGCUAUUGAAUAUCACACUGUGGAAGAAAGCGGCUGUGGCGCAUGCGCAGCUGGAUCGAUAUCUACGACAGAUUAUCCGAGAUCAAAGAGCGAAGUUGUCGGCGGAUAUCAAUCAUGAUGAUGCUGACUCUCGGGGAAAUCUCCUGACCGCUGUAGUUCGAGCCUCGAUGAUCCUUGACCGGGAAAAAGCGUCCGCAGAGUCUCCUCGACAAUCAGAGGAAAGAACCAAGGGUUUCACUGAUGAUGAGACCAUGGGUAAUCUCUUUAUCUACCUCUUGGCUGGUGGGUCUGAUAGACAUAUACCUUGUGGAGGCUUUUCUAACUCGGAUCCCGCACAGGUUACGAGACCACAGCUAACGCCAUUAUUUACGGGCUCAUUGUGCUGGCUCUCUACCUGGAAAUCCAGGACAAAAGUUAUCGACGAGAUUGAUCAGGUGUAUCAACGAGCGCAAGCAGCCAACCGCUCGGAGCUCACGUAUGAGGAUGAUUUCGAACUCUUGGAAUACACCUACGGCUUCAUGUAUGAAACAUUUCGCUUGUUCCCUGGCGUUACCCUCAUCACCAAGGUGGCCAGCAAACCCGAACACAUCAUUACCGAUGGUCCGAAUGGGAGCCGGAAAUCCUACGUUCUGCCAGCUGAAACCCGAGUUUAUCUCAGUGCUCCGGGGGUCCAUUACCACCCUAAAUACUGGCCAGAGCCUUACAAGCUCGACCCGGGUCGCUGGCUUAGUGCACGAGGUGCGUCCAACACCACUGCCACAAACGGCAAGCGCGUUGUCGCGUCCGAUAGGACUCGACAGAUGAGAGGUAAACUACUAACUUUCUUGGAUGGCUCUCGUGCCUGUCUGGGACGUAAAUUCGCCCAAGCUGAGUACAUUGCUUUCUUCGUAAGCUUACUGCGGCGAUAUCGCGUGGAGCUGGCACCGGGAUCGGAUCCAGCUGUCGUGGAAAGGGAUCUGUACGGGAAGAGUGGGGGCAAAAUCACCCUUACUCCUUUAGAUAGUGUUCAGCUACUGAUCAGAUCGCGAUAA